ACUUUUCAUGAGAUUGUACAUUACAUGGUACAUACUUCUUUACUAUCCUGUUGGUAAUUUAUAUAAUGUUCAGGUGUUAGGCAAGAUGAUUUCAUGUUUAAAAGUGAAGAGACAUGACAAAGAUGAGACUGAAGAAGGUGAUAAGACAUUUUUCACAAAAAAUGGAGGGGCUUUAUUAGAGGAGCUUAUUGCCCUCCGUAAUGGCAAAUCUAAUCCUAUCCGUCGUUUCUCUGCGAAAGAGCUUCUUAUAGCAACAAACAACUAUCAUGGAUGCCAGAUUUUUGUGAAAGACUGUGGUUAUCAAUUGUACAAAGGGUCCCUGAAGGACCGUCCCAUUGUUGUGAAGACGUAUGGGAAUGACCAACAUCCAAGGGCUAAAUUUGCAGGCACAGCCAACCCUUACAAAGAUAUUGCCAUCGGAUCACAAAUGAGUGUUCACAACAAUGUUUUAAAAGUUAUAGGAUGCUGCUUGGAGACCCAACAACCAACUGUAGUAUAUGAAUUUGUUGGAACAAAAAGCCUCUCCACAUGCAUCUCUGCUACUAAUAAUGUUGAGCCACUACCAUGGAAAUGCAGGUUGAAAAUUGCAAAAGAUUUAGCUAAUGCAAUUGCGUAUCUCCACACUGCAUUUUCUAGACCAGUUAUUCAUCGAGAUAUUAAGUCCUCAAAUAUCAUAUUGGAUCAGAACAAUGUUCCCAAGAUCACUGAUUUCGGACUAUCUAUAUCUAUUCCUGAAGGGCAAUUGCAUGUACAGUGUGGCAGUGCACCAGGGAUAAAAAAAUUUAUUCCACCUGAAUAUUUAGUCAGUGGUUAUCUAACAGAGAAGGUUGACGUUUAUAAUUUCGGAAUGCUUCUGUUUGAGCUUUUGAGUGGACAGGAGCCAUCGUAUUACUUAUUUAAGGUGGGUAAUGUACUGCAUAGUAGGAGUCGCUGUGUUGAAAAGCUCGGUGAUGUUGUCGAUUGUAGAAUAAGAAAUGAAGGAUUUCGGCUGGAGCAGUUUCAGGGUUUUAACACACUUCUCCUUAGAUGCAUUUCCCAUGAUGAAGAAGAGAGGCCAACCAUGACCGAGGUUGCCAAAGAACUCAGACUAAUUCAUCAGAAUCUUUCCAACACCUUGUUAUAGCCUAGCUAUAGCCCCAUCAUCAGUAGCUGAAAAAGUCUUGUAAGAUUCUUUUCUUCUAACAAAGCCAGUGGCCUGGUUGCUCCACUGGGGAAAUUUAAUUAUAGCACUUCCAGACUGUGGCAUUUAGUAUCAAAAUUCAUUAGUUUACCAGUAGUUCUUUAAAUCUGUUUGAGUAUAGAUUUAAACUGAAGCAGCUUUAAAACUAUGGUAAUAAAAUUCUAGAUUCUUUGUUGAAAUUCUCACUUGAUUGAAUGAAGAAUAACAUGUUUUUUGGCCAAAAGAUACAGCAAGGUUCAUUAUGCAGACAUUUGCAGAUAUUCAACCAAGAAA
This is a messenger RNA of Durio zibethinus, 1453 nucleotides long. RefSeq names its product non-functional pseudokinase ZED1-like. NCBI's taxonomy places the organism in Eukaryota, Viridiplantae, Streptophyta, Magnoliopsida, Malvales, Malvaceae. The record is from RefSeq and is a predicted model, not a curated record. Gene Ontology annotation, molecular function: ATP binding; protein serine/threonine kinase activity. Gene Ontology annotation, biological process: cell surface receptor signaling pathway; protein phosphorylation. Gene Ontology annotation, cellular component: plasma membrane.